CGCCGCGCGCCUGACUCGCCUAUAAGGAGCUGUCCGCCGCCCGGGUGCUGAUUCCAGCUCUAGCAGCCGACGAGGCGCGUUCGGCCAUCCUCUGAGCUGGGCGCCUGCUGUUGCGUCGGGUUUGGAUUUGCACCUUUAAGGCGGGGGGACGAAGAGGAGGAAACGGGUGCAGCCGGCGGCAGUUGUGGGGACAGUAGCUCCAUCCUCAGCUCCAGAGAAGCCCCCGCUACGGUUUCGAUAGAGCCUUUGGGCACGGGAUGGAGUGAAGCCGCGAGUGCCUCUCCAAGGGGGGUGGGAGGGGGUCAGACGGUGCAGAGGAGAAAGAGAGAGAACGAAGAAGCCGCGGCUGGCGCCUGCGAAUUUGGGAUUCGAUUGGGAGGUACCUCUUACUCGGGGAAAUGGAUUCUGGACCACGGCUGACCAGCGUUUUCACUUUGCUCUUCUCCGGUUUGUGGCAUUUAGGAUUAACAGCGGCAAAUUACAACUGUGAUGACCCAUUAGCAUCCCUGCUGUCUCCAAUGGCUUUUUCCAGUUCCUCAGACCUCACUGGUGCUCACAGCCCAGCUCAGCUCAACCGGAGAGCUGGAACUGGUGGUUGGUCCCCAGCAGAUUCCAAUGCUCAGCAGUGGCUCCAGAUGGACCUGGGAAACAGAGUGGAGAUCACAGCCGUGGCUACACAGGGGAGACAUGGGAGCUCGGACUGGGUGACGAGCUACAGCCUGAUGUUCAGUGACACGGGGCGCAACUGGAAACAGUACAAGCAAGAAGACAGCAUUUGGACCUUUGCGGGAAACAUGAAUGCUGACAGCGUCAUGCACCACAAGCUGCUGCACUCAGUGAGAGCUCGAUUCAUCCGCUUUGUGCCCCUGGAGUGGAAUCCAAGUGGAAAGAUCGGCAUGCGGGUGGAGGUGUAUGGAUGCUCCUACAAAUCAGAUGUUGCCGACUUUGAUGGCCGGAGCUCCCUUCUGUACCGGUUCAACCAGAAGCUGAUGAGCACGCUCAAAGAUGUGAUCUCCCUGAAGUUCAAGAGCAUGCAGGGAGAUGGGGUCCUGUUCCACGGAGAAGGACAACGUGGAGACCAGAUCACCUUGGAGCUCCAAAAGGGCAGGCUUGCCCUGCACCUCAACUUGGAUGACAGCAAACCUCGGCUCAGCAGCAGCCCACCCUCGGCCACCCUGGGCAGCCUCCUGGACGACCAGCACUGGCACUCCGUCCUCCUGGAGAGGGUGGGCAAGCAGGUGAACUUCACCGUGGACAAGCACACGCAGCACUUCCGUACCAAGGGCGAGGCGGACGCCUUGGACAUCGAUUAUGAGCUUAGUUUUGGAGGAAUUCCAGUCCCAGGCAAACCUGGAACCUUCCUAAAGAAAAACUUCCACGGAUGUAUGGAAAACCUUUACUACAAUGGAGUAAACAUAAUUGACCUGGCUAAAAGGCGGAAGCAUCAGAUCUACACUGUGGGGAAUGUCACUUUCUCCUGCUCUGAACCGCAAAUUGUCCCCAUCACGUUUGUCAACUCCAGCAGCAGUUAUUUGCUGCUGCCCGGCACCCCCCAGCUUGAUGGGCUGUCUGUGAGUUUCCAGUUUCGGACAUGGAACCAGGAUGGUCUGCUUCUGUCCACGAUGCUGUCCGAGGGCUCAGGCACUCUACUGCUGAGUUUGGAGGGUGGACGCCUGAGACUCGUGAUUCAGAAGAUGACAGAACGUGCAGCUGAAAUCCUCACAGGCAGAAACUUGAAUGAUGGCUUGUGGCACUUACUUAGCAUCAAUGCCCGGCGAAACCGCAUCACUCUUACCUUGGACAAUGACGCGGCCUCUCCGGCCCAGGAUACCAGCCGCAUGCAGAUCUAUUCUGGAAACAGCUACUACUUUGGAGGCUGCCCUGACAAUCUCACCGAUUCCCAAUGUUUAAAUCCCACGAAGGCUUUCCAAGGCUGCAUGAGGCUCAUCUUUAUUGAUAACCAGCCCAAGGACCUCAUUUCAGUUCAGCAAGGUUCCCUGGGGAAUUUUAGUGAUUUACACAUUGAUCUGUGUAGCAUCAAAGACAGGUGUUUGCCAAACUACUGCGAACAUGGAGGGAGCUGUUCCCAGUCCUGGACGACCUUCUACUGUAACUGCACUGACACAGGCUAUGUGGGUGCCACCUGCCACAAUUCCUUGUAUGAGCAAUCCUGCGAGGUGUACAGGCAUCAGGGCAACACAGCUGGUUUCUUCUACAUCGACUCAGAUGGCAGUGGGCCCCUGGCGCCCUUCCAGGUGUACUGCAACAUCACAGAGGACAAGAUCUGGACAUCAGUGCAGCACAACCAUAUGGAGCUGACCCACGUGCGAGGUGCCAGUGCUGAGAAGCCUUACUCCAUGGUUCUGGACUACAAAGGCAGCCUGGAGCAGCUGACAGCUGUUAUUGACGGCUCAGAGCACUGCGAGCAGGAGGUGGCUUACCACUGCAAGAGAUCCCGCCUGCUCAACACGCCCGAUGGAGCCCCGCUGACCUGGUGGAUGGGGCGAUCCAACGAGAGGCACCCAUACUGGGGUGGCGCCCCUCCUGGAGUCCAGCAGUGUGAUUGUGGCCUGGAUGAGAGCUGCCUGGACAUCCGGCACUUUUGCAACUGUGAUGCUGACCAGGAGGAAUGGACAAAUGAUACUGGCUUUCUUUCCUUCAAAGACCACUUGCCUGUCACUCAGAUAGUUAUCACUGAUACCAACAGAUCAAACUCAGAAGCUGCUUGGAGAAUUGGUCCCUUGCGUUGCUAUGGAGACCGACACUUCUGGAAUGCGGUAUCCUUUUAUACAGAAGCCUCUUAUCUCCACUUCCCGACCUUCCAUGCGGAAUUCAGUGCCGAUAUUUCCUUCUUUUUUAAAACCACGGCUUUAUCUGGAGUUUUCCUAGAAAACCUUGGCAUUAAAGACUUCAUCCGACUUGAAAUAAGCUCUCCUUCCGAGAUCACCUUUGCCAUCGAUGUUGGCAAUGGCCCCAUAGAGCUCAUAGUCCAGUCUCCAGCACUCCUGAACGACAACCAAUGGCAUUAUGUCCGGGCCGAGAGGAACCUCAAGGAGACCUCCCUCCAGGUGGACAGCCUCCCAAGGGUGACCAAGAAGACUUCAGAGGAGGGCCAUUUCCGGCUACAGCUGAACAGCCAGCUGUUUGUAGGAGGAACAUCCUCAAGGCAGAAAGGCUUCCUUGGAUGCAUUCGCUCCUUACACCUGAAUGGGCAGAAACUGGAUCUGGAGGAGAGCAAAGUCACGUCUGGAGUCCGGCCAGGGUGCCCAGGCCACUGCAGCAGUUACGGCAGCACCUGUCACAAUGGGGGCAAGUGUGUGGAGAAGCACAGCGGGUACUUCUGUGACUGUACCACGUCACCCUACGAAGGGCCCUUCUGCAAAAAAGAGGUUUCUGCUGUUUUUGAGGCUGGCACUUCGGUGACUUAUGUGUUUCAAGAACCCUAUCCAGUCACCAAGAACCUAAGCCUCUCCUCCUCGGCCAUUUAUGUGGAUGCAGCUCCAUCCAGAGAAAACAUUGCGUUGAGCUUUGUGACAGCCCAGGUUCCUGGUCUCUUGCUCUAUGUCAAUUCUUCUUCUCAGGACUCCUUGGCUGUCCUGAUCUGCAAGAAUGGAAGCUUACAAGUUCGCUACCAGCUGAGCAAGGAAGAAAUCCAUGUGUUCACCAUUGACACAGAGAACUUUGCCAACAGAAGACUCCACCACCUGAAGAUUAACCGAGAGGGCAGAGGGCUUACCAUCCAGGUGGAUGAACAACUCCGACUCAGUUAUAACUUCUCCCCAGAAGCUGAGUUCAGGGCCGGCAAGUCACUCACCUUGGGCAAGGUCACAGAGACUCUUGGAUUGGAUGCUGAAGUUGCUAAAGCAAACAUCCUGGGUUUUAUUGGCUGUCUGGCUUCAGUCCAAUACAACCACAUAGCACCGCUGAAGGCAGCCCUGCGCCAUGCCACCAUCGCACCUGUAACCAUCCAAGGGACCCUGACGGAGUCCAGCUGUAGCUCCGUGAUGGAUUCUGAUGUGAAUGCAGUGACCACAGUGCAUUCUUCCUCAGAUCUUUUUGGGAAGACAGAUGAGAGGGAACCACUGACCAAUGCAGUCCGAAGCGACUCCGCCGUCAUUGGAGGAGUAAUAGCAGUGGUGAUAUUCAUCAUCAUCUCCGUCAUCGGCAUCAUGACCCGGUUCCUCUACCAGCACAGACAGUCACAUCGCACUAACCAGAUGGAGAAGGAAUAUCCGGAAAACUUGGACACGUCCUUUAGAAAUGACAUUGAUUUGCAAAGCACAGUGAGCGAGUGUAAGCGGGAAUAUUUCAUCUGAAAAUCUGCAGGGUCACCUCAUACUUUCUUUGUUCUUUUUUUUUUUUCUCCCCUUCUCUUUCUCCUCUCUUCUCAUUUUGGUCAUUCCCUUCCACUUAUUGGUUUUCCGUUUAUUUUUGGAACAUACCUGCAAUCACCACAGCAUCUAUCCCCUCGAACCAACCCAGAAUACCAGGCAGCUAUGGCCACUGCCUUCCUCUUUGACAAACUCACCGUGGUGAAAAAGAUCACGCAAGAGACAGACUUGACAACAUUAGACAAGGAAGAGACACGUGUGCACACGAACAUCUUCAGUUCUGAAUUUCCAGUUUCCAGGAUACGCCCUUCACAUCUGCAGCCAUCCCGUCUUGCAGGCUUACCUUGAACCUGAGCUCUGUGACUUAGGCAUGUACCCAUCAUCCUCAACACCCCCCCAUUUCAAGUCUCUUCUAACCGGGGAACUCAGGGUACCCAAGAGAAGAUGUCAGGGCCUGGCUUAUGAUAGUAGCACUUCAGAAGGAACAAGAGAGGUGUGUUUUGUGUUAAUGCUCCUGACCCUAGGAAGUCCUUUGCCCCAAGUCCUCAUCAUUCCCUAUGGCUUGGAUGCCCUGAGUAUUUUCAAAUAUAGGAUUCCUGAUAGUAGUGGGCUAUGGCUUUGUUCCUUUCUUACCACCCUCUCCUGGGGCUGACCGUUUAGAACACACAAUAGCAUAAACCUAGGGGAAGCAUGGAAAAUAGUAGCUUGAUACUAGGAGGUAAAAAGAAAGCUGCUAGGAAGUAGAUGUUCUAUAACUUCAAAAAUGCCUCUUCCAAUUUAGUAAGAAAUGUUAGCUAGGCUGUUCCUGGAAUUGUUAUACUGGAAUAUAAUAUAUAUUCCAGGAUAUAUAUAUAUAUAUAUAUAUAUAUCCAGUUGGCAAUUCAAAUAAAACUCUAAAAUAGUAACUGGUUCCAUGAAAGAACCUAAACCAUCUUAACUCAGCUUUAAAGAUAAACAAAAAGAAAACAAGACAAACAAAGUGAACAAAAAAGACUGCAUGAAAGAAAAGAAAUAACCAGACAGAAUUCUUUCCAUCCGGCCACUCACUAAAGUCUGGUGAAGAAAGUAAGCAUAGGUUUCACCCUUUCGAAUGGACAUCAUAAUGCAUGUCUGUCCACUGAGCCCUUUUCCUGAGAAGUUUAAGAGGCACUGACCUACGAGGCAUUCUGGCUAAUGCCAGCACACCCCUCCUGCUUAAUUUCAAAGGAACUCUUAGGUUCUGUAGCGCAUCCCAUGUUCAAAUCUGUGUCAUCCUGUGUGUAUGGAGGCCCCGCAUGCUUCUUGUAGGAACAAACUCCCAGGCAAGGCAGAGAUCCACUUUAGGGUCGUUGCCCACUUUUAGUGAUAAAGCAUCAGAGAGACACAGUCACUCCUUCAAGAAGGUGUCUGGGCUCAUCCCCAGGUGGUGGUAAGAAUCCCAGUGAUUUUGCUAUAGGAAUAUUCCCCACUGUUUGUUGCUGGGUCACCUUAAGGAAAAGCAUGGGGGGAACGGGGGGACCAUAUCAGUGCUCUGGGAUGCUGGGAAUGCAGAUGGAAUGGUGCAUAGGUGUGGAAAGUACUUGCUUGAGUAACUUUAUGAGACAGACUGGGUUUGGGAGACAGUGACCACAUAGCUGUGGUCCAGCCUCCACAGUUAGCAGGCAUCCUGCCUUGUUCUCAGUGUGUCUGCGCCUCUGACUGUUUAACACUUUCCUGCAGGAUGAGGCUCACGGUGUGGAACUCCUCUGCCUUGCCUCCUUUCAGGUCUAAGUCAGGCUUUUCUUUCCGUUUCAGAGCAUGGGGUGGGUAAGGAUUUAGCUUGUAAUCAUAUUUCUCAGCUUUAAGAUGUUUCGAAAUACCCACCCUCUUUUUAAAAGUCUUCUGUGCAUUCUUAAUCAUUCCCAUUAUAUCCUUUGGCUGGCAAAUAUAUUUUAAAGUGAUCCUAACAAGGGCACAUUUUUUUUCUAACUUUAAUAAGAUGAAUGAUCUGUUAAUAAGAGGGAAAGAUCUUUAAAUACUGUUUCCUCCUGCCCUGUUGGCUCCUAUUUCCAAUUUCACUUUUGAGUUUUCAAUUUCCAUAAAAAGGCUGUAUAAAUCAGUCUUUUCCUUGCCUACAUAGUCCUUUGUCCCCUGAAAUAAAAGUCACCAUGAAGUGUAGUGGGUUUAGCCUGAAGCAUCUCCAAUAAUGAAAUGGAAAAGGAAAGGAAGGUGUGAGUAAUAAAGCUGCAACUGCUCAUUAUUCAAGUCUCUGAGAGCAGAGACUGUAUUUUGCUGACAGAGAACUGUUAGAAGAAAUGGAAGACUAGCCAAGGCCAACUUCGAGUAUUUGCUUUUCUCAUCUAUUUAUAUAUGCUUGUAGGUAGCUCUGUAGGGUGAAGAAUUUGGGGAGCCCCAUUCUUGUCACAGCUGCCCUGCAGAAGCUACCAGCACACCUCCCCGUACAUAUAGACUAUAAAUCCAUCAAUAGUACGUAUCACAGACUUAAUGACAAAUGCCAAGACAGUGCAAUCUGCAUGUCACUCUUAGAGUCUCAGGGCUAAAUCAGAACUAUUUUUACAGGGUUGGGAUGUUUCAUAACCCCAGAGAACACUAACUCUCACCAGAUGUGUAUGGAAAGCAAGCAAACUGCUCCCUCCAAAGGAAAACGCGAUUUCCAGUUACAAAUAAGUGCUAACUCUGCCUGUCUUUCCUCUGUGGUACCACAAUCCAUGGAGUGUUGUGCAAUUGUUUAAUUGUGUGAGUGUUUCCAUUCUUGAACAAGUAUAAUCUCAAACAAACUGUCCUGGAAAGCAUUUGAAUUCCUCAAGACCAUUUUCUGCGUCGGGAGUCAGGUUUCCUGACUGCCUGCUCUGGUCAGCCGCAUUAGCGUAACCCUACAUGUUAACCCUCGGUCUUUGGUAACUGCUGUUUACCAAAAUAUUUUAUGGAAUGUGGUCACUUUACAGUAAAACCAAAAAUAUCUGUGCAAUUUCGCAUUCUUAGGGGGCAAUUUCAUGGAUCCCAUUCCCACCAAACAAACCUGGUUAUGUUAGCAACCAUGCAUUUGCUUACCACAAACAUUUAUUUAACACCUUGUGUGUUAGGUUAGAAGGUCAUGGUUUCUAGGAGAAGUUGUCUAGGGAAGUGACAUGGCCACUUCUUUAGAUAUAUUUUUAAGGAAAAGCUUAGCCUCUUCUCUACUCAGAACUGCAAGUGUAAUAUUUAUUUUAAGCAUCCUAGGGCUGAUGUUUUUAGAAACGGUUUUGAUUAUCUUUAGUAAUAACGGAGGUGGUACUAACCUGACUUCCAUCUUUUGUUGGACUGAUGCUCACCACAGGCAAAAGAAAAAAUAGUUCUGUAUUCAUCCCUCAUUGAAUAGCCAGGAGUCCAGGGGUUGGGCCAGGUAUUGAGCGUACAUCUGUUACACCUUGUUCUUGCCCUUGGGAUGCUCAUAGCCUAGCAGGGGAGGUGGACACUGCUGCUGUAAUGGGGGUGUGGGGGGUGUAAAGUGCUAUAGAAGUUCGGACAGAGGCCCUUCACUAGCAUUCUUGCAACACCCUUGCUAGAGACUGAAAGAAAGAUACUUUCUGGAACAUAUUUUUUAUUUUUCUCCUUGUUUAUUACUUCCACCCUCUAUGGCUGCUUGGUUUCUCUUCCUAAAGCAAACAUCUCUCUGUGCAGCUGUGUAUAUUGAAGGAAGAUGGGUUGACCCUUGGGGGAUGGCAGGAUGAAUAGUUGCUCUGUCUCUAGGUGACUUUGGGGAGACCGUGUUCUCUCUAUACUUGUUUUAAUUCUGGUUGGGGGUGGAGGGUUCUCAAAGUCCUCCCUCCUUUUCAGACCUGGGUGAAAACCCGGGGACCUAUCUCAGGCAGGAAACAGCAAUGUCCACUUUGCCCUUCCUCUUUCCCUCAGCUUUUUUGGGUUGUGACCCAUCACAUGCCCUUGGUCCCUUAGGAGGUCCUUGUCCUGUAUCAGCUUCUCCUGAGACACCCCUGCAUCCUGCUGAAUCAUUUGGACUCUGCUUAGGAAGGUCUCUGAGAACUGGACAAAGUAUGCCUUUGAAAAAUAACUGACUAGAAGGCAUUGUCCAUCAGGCGAGGUCUCACGACUGUGCUUUGGUGACUUUUUCCAAUCCUGGACACCCCACAUUUCUCUUCUCUGAAGGAAGCUAGUUCAGUGAGAGAAGCUGCAUGGGAGGCUAUAUGCAGACCAUCCUCCCCCUGACAUUUGAGGAGAUGGGAAUUAGGCCAUUGCAUUCUUUCUUAUAAAAAGACUUGACGGCUUGCCCUGGCGUCUUUUCCCCCAUAGCCAUAACCCAUCAAAAGUGCAUUGUAACUGAGCCUGCCAAAGGGAAUUUGAGAUGCUGCAUAAAGCUGUGCUUCUCAUUUUCCCUUAACCUCAAGCCUUGGACAUCCUGAUUCCUCCCUUGGCCUCAAGGUCAUAAGAAGCCCAAACAAAUAAAGAACCUUGUUUAAUGGUGCAGAUGCCAAGGUAGUGAAAGGAAGAGGGUGUAGGCAAACUCAGCGCUUUGAGAAUACUUGGAGGAUACAUGAGAUGAGUGUGAUUCCAUGCCUCUCAUGCAAUUUGAAAGUGUGUUCUUUCAAAAACCCAGUGUCUUUGGAGUCCUCCUGUGUGCGGUCCUUGGCCCUUUCUUACCCUCAUCCUUCACCCAUACUCUGCCUUUUUAGGCCAUCUAGCUACUUGCAGAUAACACUUGUCCUUAGUUUCACCUCUGCUGUCACAAAUUCCAGAUAGAUGAACCUCUUAAAGGGAAAAAAAAAAUAAUCACAAACACACAUGUACACACACUUUAUCAUAAUAGGGCUGUUAUCUGGCUUCCUCUGUGACCUUCUCCACACACAUCUAUCUGAUAGGGAGACACAUAUUUUCUUUGCAGUUUGAAGACUUCCUUUGAAACCUUCUCAUCAGGUUUGAAUAGUUCACUCUCUGUUUUUGAGUAACUUUCUUUUGUCUUGUUUUGCACUGGGGUAUACUCUGAGGGAGAGCAGAAAAGCACAUUUUUUAGUGAAAUAUUAUACUUUGUAAGCCAGUUGUCUGUCUUUUGUAACGUUUAUUUAUGACAGAGUGGCAGUACAGAGGGGAGUGGAGAUGAAGGCAGGACUUGGUGUUGGUGUUUUGACCACACCUGCUGGGAACAGGUGGAGGAGGAAGAGGAAACGCUUGGCAACGACUGAUAGAUGGAUGGCCUUCCUACACCCAGGGGGUCUUGGCUUCCACCGUCAGUUACAGGGAGGGCCUCUCUCCCCACUUCCCUGGCUCCUAACUCAGGAGUCUCUACUGCAUUUGGAUCAUCACCUGUCACAUUCAGGAAAGAGGCAAUAUCAUGGGCUUUGCAUAAGGAAUCUUUUUUUUUUUUUUUUUUUUUUCCCUAUGGCCACAUCCUUAGCUGUGGAAGUUCCCCGGCCAGGGAUUGAAUCCAAGCUACAGCUAUGACCUGCAACGCUGGAUCCCUGAACCCAUGUCCUGGGCCGGGAUUGAACCCAUACCUACUCAGCAACCCAAGCCACUGUGGUUGGAUCCUUAAACCACUGUGCCAUAGCAGGAACUCUGAGGAAUUCUUUACUCAACUUGGCAUGAUAUUUUUGAGUCUUCCCUUCUUGACUUCAACUACAUCUUUUUUGUUUUGAUUUGUUUUUCCCCCAAGAUCUUUAUUUCAUCAGAAUUAGAACUGUUGAUCACCACAAUGAUCUGACUUGCCUGAGUUGAACACCCAGACACAACUUUAAGGGAGAAAAACUGUCUGAAAGCUGCCUAGCUCCACUCUCCUGAAUCAGAAUCCCUGGGCCUAGAAGCCCCAAGGUCCUGAAACCAGCCUUGAGGUCUCUCUUUUCCCUCAGUGGUCCUGUAAUGUGUGGACACUCCUUGAUGCUGCAGAUAAGAUGUGGUCCCUCACUGGUCCUGUGUGAUGGAGAUAGGGUGUGGUACCCCUAUCCCUGACAGCACGUGCUUCCAGGCGCCUGUCAUCCAACACUGGAAACACUGUUUUCUUCGAUCCUCCCAGUGACACGAGGGGUCCUUUGCAAAACAGAAGGACAAAAUAAGGGAGUAAUUCCAGACCACCAUCAAAGGUGAAACGAAUUGUCUUAGUGACUGAGUCCUGGUCUUAUUGGUAUUAACAUCACCUUCCAUGCCUCAGAUGCCAGCAGUAGCCUCAGAGGACAUGAGCACAGGAUGCCCCAGGAUCACUGUAUUACACUGCAGACUCUUUGAUAGCCUGCCCAUAAGUAGAACUCUCAGUGAAAGCCUACCUGUCCUUUCCCAUUCUAGCCAACCCCAUCCCAGUCUUCACAGGAAGUCGUCUCUUCUCUCUGAAGUGCAGCAUCAACCUGUGUGAUCUUGCCCUGCCUUAAAUACUCAUGCAAAAAAAACAUGAAACCUUGCUCCCAGCAGCUUAGUGGUAUCAGGAGAGGGACUUUGCCUUCAGUGAGGUCCAACACCAAGAAUUCUCUCCCUCUGAAUCUGGGAGUUGACAGGCUUCCUGACAUGUUGUGCUGUCCUGGGCUGUGACUGCCCUCAGUCCAUUGCAGGAGGCAGAGAAGAUGCAGAGGUGUCCUGGGGAAUAAGGGAUGCAGGCAGAGGGGGCCAUGGGUCUUCCUCCAGGGUAAGCCAGGGGAGGAGUCAGCAAACUUUUCCUAUAAAGGGACAGGCUGAACACAGUCUGCGUUGCCACCCCUCACCUCUGCUAUUGUAGCAGGAAGUGGGCCAUGCAUGGACAGGGGCGUGGCUACGUUCCAAUAAAACCUUAUUUGCAAAAAUAGGCCGCAGGUCAGAUUUGGUCUACAGGCUGUGGUUGCUGGGCCCUAGGACAGACUGUCACAAUGUCCACCUCUGAUGGGAGAUUAGCUUCUCUUUGGCACAGAGUGGUCCUCCUUUUGGAAGCACCAGAAAGGGUAGGGAGAUGAUUUUUAAUCAGUCAAUGAUCAAAUACAAAAGAACCUCUUCUCCAGAAAUAUGAUAUGUCACUCUUUAUGAUAGCAAAAGCACAAAACAGGUCACCUCUCUUUGUAGAUCUUCCGGAAUCUAGCUUUUCCUUUUGACCUUUGCAUUUUCGCUCCCAGAACAAAAUCCCAAGUGAUGUUGCCUCGGUCCAUGUCCGUUUUGUAGACCACGUUAACAUGUCUUAAUACACUGUAUGGGGAAAAAAAAUAAACGUUAGCCUUAGAUUUCUUUGUUUUCUAUGGUUCCUGUUGUACAGAAGAAAGACAAACUGUAAAUAAUGUAUAUUUAAUAAAGAGAGAAUUUUGUAUGAUUUUGUGUGGAAGA
Molecule: messenger RNA, 11573 nt
Organism: Sus scrofa (pig)
Lineage: Eukaryota; Metazoa; Chordata; Mammalia; Artiodactyla; Suidae
Gene: CNTNAP5
Product: contactin associated protein family member 5
Source: RefSeq, a predicted model, not a curated record